AUCCUCGUAUUUUAAAGGGAAGAUCUCCAAUUUCUGGGCUCAGUCUUGCUCCCAGAGUCUCAGCGACAUUCCUUAUCGUGUGGCUGAGAAGCAGCGGAAAAUGAACUGGAGACACAUCUUGUUUCUCUCCUGCUUCACGGCUUUUUUGCUUCUGACUGUUGUAGAUGGCAGGCGUAACAUCGUGAAGGCAACAACGGGAGGUUCCAGCGAAGAAAAUCUGAAGAAAACGCUCUUUGUGCAGAAAUUGGAUGCUUCAAAGUUUUUAAAGAAGCAAGGGAAAAGAUUGGCACGCUUCAGUGAGGAACGUGACGAACAUGACGACGGAACUCGUGAAAGGGACGAGUAUGAAUACUACGAUUAUGAUUAGCACGUGGGAGAAUUGCCGGCAGAGAGGAACAGAAAUCUAUUGAAUCGGCAAACUAUCUGCAAGGCUAGAAUUAUUUGCUGUUCUCUAAUGCAUCUACGUUAAUGAUCCUUCUCAUAUUAUCACUGUCUUUCUUAUAAUUGCCUCUUGCUUUCUAGCGCAAAUAUGUAGACAACCCUAUCAAGUCUUACUUCCUGGCAGGACCAACUCUUUAAGAGAGGAGUGUGUGUGUUUGUGUGUAUGUGUGCAUGUGUGUGUAUAUCUGUUUAUCUAUCAACAUGCAUAUUAGGGCUGGGCAAUACCAGAGAUGCCAAAAACUGCUUCCACUGGAAGCAUCACAAACACACCAUUUAUCUACAGCUUUUGAAAGCAGCUGCAUCUUUGCCCAGCAUGUGGAACCGCCCUCUAAUUUUACUGGAUAAAGAAGUAGCUCUUUAAAGAGUUACGAAGGGCAGCUGUUCCCAUGUGGUUCAAAGUACCUUUUCCAAAUUAGGUCUAAAGUUCUGCAGAUCGCUAAUAUGCAUGUUUCCAUUUACAGAAAAUUCGUAAGCGUUAUGCUAAAACAAUCAGUAGUAUUUCUGUAGGGAUGCUGGAAAACAAUCAUUUUUCAGAUCUAUCUCAAAUGAUCUUAGGAUAUAGGUGAAAGAUAUUGUUCAGCCUAUAACAAUUUAUCUGUUUAUUAAAUGUAUUUUAGCUUCUGGCA
Messenger RNA from Crotalus tigris (Tiger rattlesnake), 1067 nucleotides. It is a transcript of the gene UCMA, whose product is annotated as upper zone of growth plate and cartilage matrix associated. The transcript is spliced from 4 exons. Gene Ontology annotation, biological process: regulation of osteoblast differentiation. Lineage: Eukaryota; Metazoa; Chordata; Lepidosauria; Squamata; Viperidae. The coding region runs from base 101 to 367 and encodes 88 amino acids. The record is from RefSeq and is a predicted model, not a curated record.